AUGUCUAAACUUGGUUUUGCCAAUCUAACAAGUUUAUUAUUUAGUUUUUUGACCAUAUCGAAUAUAAUUUAUAAUAAACAAAGUUUUUAUGAUCAAUUAAGUGCAAGAAAUAAUUGGAAUGCAUAUUAUGAUUAUAUAAUUGUUGGUGGUGGUACAAGUGGUAUUGUAUUGGCAACACGUUUAAGUGAAGAUCCAGAUAUAACUGUAUUGUUGAUUGAAGCUGGUGGUAGUGAAACAGUAACAUCAAACACUCCUGGCCUAAGUGAAACAUUAAUCGGUACAGUAAUGGAUUGGAAAUUUUUAACAACCGAACAAAAUUAUUCAUGUGGUGCAAUGAAUCAACGAAAAUGUCAUCUGGCAUCAGGUCGUUUAUUAGGUGGUACAUCAUCAAUUAAUCGUAUGUAUUAUCUACGUGGUAAUCCAAAUGAUUAUGAUAUUUGGCAAACAAAAUUUGGACUAAAAUCCUGGACAUGGAAAGAUGUAUUACCAUAUAUGAUACGUAAUGAAAAUCAACAAGAUUUGAAUCGAUUAAAAUCAGGUAUAUAUGGUCAAAAUGGUCCUGUUUAUUUGCAAUCAUUAUCAUCAUCAUCAUCGAAAUCAUCAACUUCGACAAAUGAUCAAUCAAUCGAUGAUCAUUCAUCGGUGGAUCGAAUUCUUCAAACAUUUCUUCAUGCAUCACGCGAAUCUGGUUAUCGUAUUAUUGAUCUAAAUCAAGGUAUUUCAAACGGUUCAUCCUUGCUACAAUCAACAAUCAAACAAGGACGACGACAAUCAAUAUCGACAGCAUUUUUAGAACCAAUUCUAAAACAAAGAAUAAAUCUUCAUGUCCUAGCUAAUUCAAUGGUAACAAAAAUUUUAUUUGAAAAUGAUCGUGCAAUUGGUGUACGUUUUCAACGUGAUUGGCAACAAUAUAGUGUAUUUGCUCGGCAAGAAGUUAUCAUUAGUGCCGGUACAUUACAAUCACCAAAAUUAUUAAUGUUAUCCGGUAUUGGACCACGUACGGAAUUGAAUCGUCAUCAAAUACCGUUGAAAAUUGAUUUACCUGGUGUUGGUGAAAAUCUUCAUGAUCAUGUUGGUUCAUUAGGAAUGUAUUUUAUUGUUGAUAGUAUACCGGAACCAGGUAUUACUAAACAACAUUUAAAACAAUAUUUUUAUUAUGGUAAAGGACCAUUAGCACGAUCAUCAUAUGCAGCAACAAUAUUUCGUAGCCGGACAAAAUCAUUUAAUAAUAAUGACCAUAAUCAUUAUCAUCAACAAUCAUCAUCACCUGAUUCAAUGUUAUUAACAUGGAUAAAUGGCUUAACAAAUCGUGAAAUAUCACCCGAAUUAAGUGAACAACAAUUAAAUUUAAAACGUUCUGCAUGGCAACAAUAUUAUGGUGAAAAAUUAAAAACAACACAAGGUAAAUUACAAUUUACAAUAUUACCAAUUGUAUUGAAACCAAAAAGUCGUGGAACAAUUCGUUUAAAAUCAUCAAAUAUAUUUGAUUCACCAUUAAUUGAUCCAAAAUAUCUGGAACAUCCGGAUGAUUUAAGACAAUUAACCGAUGCAAUGCAUGAAACAUUACGUUUAAUACGUACAAAAUCAUUUCGUCGUUUACGUACAAAAUGGUAUCAAUCAGUUAUACCUGGUUGUGAAUAUGAAUAUCAAAAAUUUCAAUCAGAAUUUGCUGAAACAAUAUUGACUGAUAAUAAUGAUAAUAACAAUGGUGAUGAAACAAUCGAUUCUUUAUCGAACGAUACUAUCGAAUUGAUCGAAGAACAACCGAAUAAUAUUUUCAAUACUAAUGCUCAUUCGAAUCAUCAACAACAACCGCAAUCGCAAUCGGAAACAACAACGGCAAAAAUUUUGCAUCAAUCACAAAACGCAAAUGGCCAAAAUUUACCAUUCUAUUUUGUAUCAUCAUUUAUGAAUAAAUUAUUUCGUAAAUCACCAACAUCAUUGAUACGAAGACGAUUGGAAAAUUUUCGAUCAUCAUCAUCAUCAUCGAAUGAUUUGAAUAAUCGUCGUCAUCAUUAUCAUCGAUUAUGGCGACGUUCAACAAAUUCAUCAUCAUCAUCAUAUUAUUAUGAUCAAUAUUGGAUUUUAGAACCGGAACAAUUUAAAAAUCAUCCAUUAAUGAAUAAAACAUUAUAUGGUGGUAUUGAUGGCAGUAGUUUGAUUGACGGUUUUUCAUCUUCUUCGAAUCAAAGUCCGGAUAUCGGAAUAACCGUAUGGAAUAGUCAUAGACAACAAUCGACAAGACCUAAACCAUCACAACAACAACAAACUAUAACAGAAUCAACAACAAAAACUUUAUUAUCACCACAAUUACCUGUUAAUGUUGAACCAAUUGUUUUGACUGGUUAUUUUGAUUCACCGCCGAAAAUUUCUUCUUAUUAUUCGUCAACCGAAUUACCAACAACAACAACAACAACAACGACAAGGACAACAACAAAGCGAUAUCAAUCAUAUCAUUUUUCAACAACAAAACCACCAUUACCAAAUCGUCGAUUCAAUAAUAAUAAUAAUAAUCAAUCGCAACAACAACAACAGCAAACAGUUUCAAAUAAAAAAUCAAAUGCAUUGGAUCAAUAUUUACGAUGUAUAGCCCGUCAGAUGACAAUGCCAAUUGGUGAUUAUGUUGGUACAUGUCGUAUGGGUACAAAAAAUGAUCAUCAUAAUGGUGGUGCUGUUGUUGAUGAACGUUUUCGUGUUAUUGGUAUACGUUCAUUACGUAUUAUUGAUAAUUCGGUUAUACCGGAAAUAACAACUGGUAGUAUGGGUUCGGUUGCUAUUAUGCUAGGUGAACGUGGUGCUGAAUUUAUUCUUGAAGAUCGAAAAAAAUUGAUGAAAAAAAAUUAAAAAAACAAAAAUGAAUUUACAUUCAAAAUACUUAUCUAAAAAAUCUUUUUUUUCAGGGGGAAGGUUAGGGAAAUUUUCCUGCUUUUUUUUUGGAUUAUCUGAAAUAAACAAACAAAAUGUAUUAUUUUUUAAAAAA
Dermatophagoides pteronyssinus (European house dust mite) is the source of this 2980-nucleotide messenger RNA. RefSeq lists its product as uncharacterized. The record is from RefSeq and is a predicted model, not a curated record. Gene Ontology annotation, molecular function: oxidoreductase activity, acting on CH-OH group of donors; flavin adenine dinucleotide binding. NCBI's taxonomy places the organism in Eukaryota, Metazoa, Arthropoda, Arachnida, Sarcoptiformes, Pyroglyphidae.